CCUCCGCCUCCACCUCCAGCCACAGGGUGCCUCCCAGUUUCCUCCUGCACAGAGGAACAGCCCACAGUUCACCUCUGCCCUGAGGUCUGGAAGCCCGGUGUGAGCCCGGGAGUAUCUAACGUCUGAUCUGCUGAAACUCUACUCUCCUCCAGUUGCCUGAAUGAAUGGGACACCCUUAAGUUUCACCUCACCUCAGAGGUCUGCGGGGAGAUCUUCUCCAUAGAAGUAAAUUUGAGGAGGCUGCCCACUGCUGAGGAGAAAGGCAAAGUCACUCAAACCUGAAGAAAUGAGAUCGCCAAGGAUGGUCACGUUCUACUUAGUGCUUGUGAUUUGUUCUUCAGAAGCUAUGCUGAGCACACCAGCGGAGCCCAUUGUUCAUCCUUCGAUUCUCCGAGAACAUGAACUAGCAGGGGAAGAGCUACUGAGGCCAAAAAGAGCAGUUGCAGUGGGUGAUCCUGUGGCAGAAGAAUACAUGGUGGAUAUUGAGAUCAGUUUUGAAAAUGUCUCAUUCCUGGAGUCCAUCAGGGCUCACUUGAACAGUCUCAGUUUUCCAAUUCAAGGAAACGGCACUGACAUUUUGAGCAUAGCAAUGACCACAGUCUGCACUCCUGCUGGAAAUGACCUCUUGUGCUUCUGCGAGAAAGGAUACCAGUGGCCCGAGGAAAGGUGUCUCCACUCUCUCACUUGUCAAGAGCAUGACAGUGCCCUGCCAGGCAGCUACUGCAGUUGUCUGAAAGGGCUUCCUCCCCAGGGACCUUUCUGCCAGCUCCCAGAAGCAUACAUUGCCUUAAAAAUCAAAGUCAGAUUGAACAUAGGAUUUCAAGAAGACCUAAAGAACACAUCCUCUGCCCUCUAUAGGUCCUACAAGACUGAUCUGGAAAGAGCGUUCCAAGCGGGUUACAAAACUUUACCAGGAUUCAGAUCGGUGACUGUGACACAGUUCACCAAAGGCAGCGUUGUUGUGGACUACGUAGUCCGUGUUAAAUCACCACCACUGCCUGGAUCAAUUCAUAAGGCCAAUGAGCAAGUCAUACAGAACCUCAACCAGACUUACAAAAUGGACUACAACUCCUUCCAAGGAGCAUCAAGCAAUGAAACAAAGUUCACUGUCAUACCAGAGUUCAUCUUUGAAGGAGAUAAUGUAACUCUCGAGUGUGAAACUGAAUUUGUGACCUCCAACACGUCUUGGUACUAUGGAGAAAAACGCUCUGACAUCCAGAACAGCAACAAAUUCUCCAUUCACACCACAGUCAACAAUAUAAGCCUGGUCACCCGCCUUACCAUUUACAACUUCACACAGCACGAUGCAGGCAUGUAUGGUUGCAAUGUGACAUUGGAUAUUUUUGAAUUUGGAACAGUCAGAAAAUUAGAUGUCACUCCCAUCCGGAUUUUGGCCAAGGAAGAAAGAAAGGUGGUGUGUGAUAACAAUCCUAUAUCGUUGAACUGCUGCAGUGAGAAUAUUGCAAACUGGAGCAAAAUUGAAUGGAAACAGCAAGGGAAAAUAAGCAUCGUAGGGAACCCAGACACAGACCUAGAGUCUAGCUGCAGCACUUACACGCUCAGGGCAGAUGGAACCCAGUGUCCCAGUGGAUCUUCUGGCACAACAGUCAUCUACACAUGUGAGUUCGUCAGUGCCUAUGGAGCCAGAGGCAGUAAGGACAUAGCUGUGACCUUCACCUCUGUAGGAGAUAAUUCCAGCUACAAAGGGGAAGUGACCGAGGUCCUAAGGCAUGUGAUGGAAGUGAGUACAGUUCAGAGCACCACCCGGAACAGCCUAGAAACAAGUAAAACCCAGGAGCAGCAAGCCAACCUAACAAUAACCCCGGACCCAAUUUCUGUUUCUGAGGGACAAAGCUUUUCUAUAACAUGUCUCAGCGAUGUGAGUAGCUUUGAUGAGGUGUACUGGAACACUUCGGCUGGUAUUAAAAUCCAUCCAAGGUUUUAUACCAUGAGGAGGUAUCAGGAUGGAGCAGAGUCCGUGCUGACGGUGAAGACCUCCACCCGAGAGUGGAAUGGAACCUACCACUGCAUAUUUAGAUAUAAGAAUUCAUAUAGCAUCGCCACCAAAGAUGUCACUGUUCACCCGCUGCCUCUGGCAUCAGACAUCAUGAUGGAUCCUUUGGAAGCCAGUGGUCUGUGUACCAGCUCCCACCAAUUCAAGUGCUGCGUAGAGGAGGAUGCAGGGGAAAACUACACUGUGACUUUCCACGUGGAUUCCUCAUCCUUUCCCGCUGAAAGAGAAGUUAUUGGCAAGCAAGCAUGCUACAAAUACAGUCUCCCAGCAAAUUCACCUCGCUGGUGUCCCAAAGACAUCGCAGUGUUCUGCCACUUUACCAAUGCAGCCAACAGCUCAGUCCAGAGCCCAUCUAUGAAGCUUAAACUUGUUCCAGGGGAGAAUAUCACAUGCCGGGAUCCCAUCAUAGGUAUUGGGGAGCCUGGGAAAGUCAUCCAGAAGCUGUGCCAGUUCUCAAGUGUUUCUGGAAGCCCCGGACAGACGAUCGGUGGGACUGUCACUUACAAAUGUGUGGGCUCCCAGUGGAAGGAGGAGUCGAGGGCCUGCAUCUCAGCCCCAAUCAAUGGUUUGCUCCAGCUGGCCAAGACAUUGAUCAAGAGCCCCUCCCAGGACCAGAAGCUCCCUACAUACCUGAGGGAUCUUUCUGUCAGUGCUGGGAAAGAAGAACAGGACAUUCGCUCAUCCCCGGGGAGCUUGGGAGCCAUUAUCAGCAUUCUUGAUUUGCUCUCCACAGUUCCUACCCAAGUGAAUUCAGAAAUGAUGAGGGACAUACUUGCUACCAUUAAUGUCAUCUUGGACAAGUCCACCUUGAACUCCUGGGACAAGUUACUACAGCAACAGAGCAACCAGGGCUCUCAGUUCCUGCACUCCGUGGAAAGGUUUUCCCAAGCGCUCCAGCUGGGAGACAGCACUCUCCCCUUCCUCUUACACCCUAAUGUUCAGAUGAAAAGCAUGGUGAUAAAGCGUGGCCACCCCCAAAUCUACCAACAGAAGUUUAUCUUCGCAGACUCUGACUUGUGGGGUGAUGUAGCCAUUGAUGAGUGUCAGCUGGGAAACUUGCAGCCUGAUUCAUCAAUCGUUACUGUGGCUUUCCCGACUCUCAAAGCCAUCCUUGCCCAGGAUGCACAGAGAAAGACAUCCUCCAACAGCUUAGUAAUGACAACCACCAUCAGCCAUAAUAUUGUCAAGCCAUUUAGGAUUUCUAUGACUUUUAAGAACAACCAUCAUUUGGGUGGCAAGCCACAGUGCGUCUUCUGGAACUUCAGCCUUGCCAACAAUACAGGGGGCUGGGACAGCAGUGGGUGCAUUGUUGAAGAUGAUGGCAGGGACAGUAGGGACAGAGUCUUCUGCAAGUGUAACCACCUGACGUCAUUCUCCAUCCUCAUGUCCCCAGACUCUCCAGAUCCAGGGUCUCUUUUAAAAAUACUUCUGGAUAUCAUUUCUUACAUUGGGUUGGGGUUUUCCAUUGUCAGCUUAGCUGCCUGCCUAGUUGUGGAAGCCAUGGUGUGGAAAUCGGUGACCAAGAACCGAACUUCCUAUAUGCGCCACAUCUGCAUAGUCAACAUUGCCUUUUGCCUUCUGAUUGCUGAUAUCUGGUUCAUUGUGGCUGGUGCUAUCCACGAUGGUCGCUACCCACUCAACGAAACAGCCUGUGUGGCUGCCACAUUCUUCAUUCACUUCUUCUACCUCAGUGUCUUCUUCUGGAUGCUAACUCUGGGCCUCAUGCUCUUCUACCGCCUGAUUUUCAUUCUACAUGAUGCAAGCAAGUCCACCCAAAAGGCCUUUGCCUUUUCUCUAGGCUAUGGCUGUCCUCUUAUUAUUUCAUCUAUCACAGUUGGGGUUACACAGCCACAGGAAGUCUACAUGAGGAAGAAUGCGUGUUGGCUCAACUGGGAGGACACCAGAGCACUGCUGGCUUUCGCUAUCCCGGCAUUGAUCAUUGUGGUGGUGAACGUGAGCAUCACAGUUGUGGUCAUCACCAAGAUCCUGAGGCCCUCCAUUGGAGACAAGCCAGGCAAGCAGGAGAAGAGCAGUCUAUUCCAGAUCAGUAAGAGCAUCGGAGUCCUCACACCACUCUUGGGGCUCACUUGGGGUUUCGGGCUUGCCACAGUGAUCCAGGGGAGCAAUGCUGUGUUCCACAUCAUAUUUACCCUCCUCAAUGCCUUCCAGGGGCUUUUCAUUUUGCUCUUCGGCUGCCUCUGGGAUCAGAAGGUGCAGGAAGCUUUGCUGCAUAAGUUUUCAUUGUCAAGGUGGUCUUCUCAACACUCAAAGUCAACAUCCAUAGGUUCAUCAACACCUGUGUUUUCCAUGAGUUCUCCAAUAUCCAGAAGAUUUAAUAAUCUUUUUGGUAAAACAGCAGCCCCAAAGGUUCCCCAAGGCAAUGAUGGAAACCUUGUUAGCAGUGGCAGUGCAUCGUCCUGAUGGAACAUAUAAUGUUUCCACCCCAGAGACAACCAGUUCAUCCGUGGAGAAUUCCUCUAGUGCUUACUCACUGCUCAACUAGGACCAGACAAAGCCAAAUCCACAGGACCUCUCAGAAACAGGGUCCCUAGCAAGAAAAGGGACCCAUCCAAAUCCAUGGGUAAAGUGUUCUCUCUGCAGACUUCUGGGAGCAGACGAUGAAGAGACUCUUUCAGUAGAGAAGAGGCUUUCUUUUGUAAAGACAGACUGAAAGCCAUGGCCAUGUUUAUUUUUGCUCCCAGCCCUAUCCCUUGUGUAAUGCCAAAUAUGUAUAGUAUUUAAAAGAACCCUCUCCAAAAGGCUCAACUUUUCUCUAUGUAUUGUAAAAUAGAAUUUUGAGGAGAGUUUUAUACACACACACACACACACACACUCACACCCCAUUGGCUUCAAAGAUAAGAGCUGAUUGAAACAGUAAGUAAAAAGCUAGUAUCCAGGAGUUCAGUGACUUCAAGGAAGAAAGGAAAGAAAGGUUGAGGGAAUGAGGGAGAGAGGGGGAAGGAUGAUAGAAUGGAAGAAAGUAAUGAAAGUAGGAAGGUUAAUGUAGAAAACAUUAUGGAGCACAUUUUAAGGCUUCCACAAUUGUGAUCUAAUAUGGCUACUCAUCUACCACAGCUCUGAGAGUGAAAAUACAUGGCUCAAAAACAGAAAAUGAAAUGAAGCCAUGGGAAUGUACUUAGUAAGUUUCUGAUCUUUCCCUGGCUAAAAGAAUAAAAGACAGAGGAGGGAAAGUAGAAAAGAAAGUAAGAAGGAAAGAUCACCACGAGGAUGCUUCUGGCUGGUUAAUAAUAUUGGCAAGCAAUGCACCCAAGGAGACAACAGUUCUCAUGACAAGGGCACGUAUGAACCAGUUCUUAUGACAAGGGUGCGUAUGAACCUUUGUAUGUCAAGGUCUGAGCGAAGCAGGGUGAACAUGCAGAGCAAGUAUGACGGCUACUCUUUAAAAGUCAAGAAAGGUUCAUUUCUCACAAUAUGUCAGAUAAGCAUUGUAUGCUAAUUUGUUCAGCAUUUUGAAAGCCAUGCAUGCGUAUGUAUAUAUUUUAUCCAAUAAUUGACAAACUUGAUCUCCUGCACUGAGCUCAGCUCAGAGUCCCACGUCUGUCUUACAUGUAAUAGCUUUAACCAGGUACUCUCUGUGCAUUGUAGAAUAGAUUUAAUAAUUGUGUAGCAUGUACAUUUUUAUUUUGCCUUUGUGAGUGCAUUGUGCCCAUGGAGAUGAUAGCCUUUGUUGUGCUGUCUGUAUUGCUAUGUACUAUCCCUUCCCAGCCUUCUAAGUUCCCAGGCCAAUAUACAUUCAGAGUUUCUAUGGUCUGAUUUGUGUUUCUUACAGCCACUUGGAAGGCUUCUGGAGAAAAAGUACCUGGCUCUUCUGUCUUCUCAGCCACAUUUAACUUUGAUAAGCCAAUGGCAGAUCCCCCACCCCCACUACCAAGAAUUAGAUUGUGAAUUUAUGCCUAUGUGGUUUUUGUUUGUGUGCCUCUCAAAAAAUACAGAUAUUUAUUAAAACUGCAUCCAUGUUAGAACUCACCAUGCUCCGUAUCCAAGAGCAAGCAUGCAUUUCACAUCAAAGUGUCAUCUCAGAGGACGACAGAUGUCUUAGUUAAUUUCUCAUUGCAGUAGUAAGACACACAGAUGAAAGCAAUUUACAGGAGAAAAGGUUUGUUUUGGCUUUCCCUUCGGAAUACAGGGAAUACAGCCCAUCAUGGUGGGGAGAGCACAGCUGUAGGAGCAUGAGGCCAGCCCAUCACACUGCCUCAGCAGUCUGGAAGUGAAGAACAGGAAGUGGGACCAGGCUAUGAGAACUCAAAGCCUCGCCCAGUGACAUCUUUCCUCUAGCCAGGUUCCACCUUCUAAAAGUUCUGUAAUCGCCCCAAACAGCACCAUCAACUGGGGCCAGAGGGUUCUGGCACAUGGGCCUAUGGGAGACAUUUCACAUUCAAACAACGCCAGACAGCAGACCCUUUAGGGCCAACAUACAGCGUUGGGUUUUUAUGGAGUGAGAGACUAUGUGGGUCCUUCAUUGAGAAGACAGGCUAGAAAAGCCUGAGGUCUGACAUCCAUAGUUUUAAGUACUUUCAGUCUCUCAGUUCCAAGCUUAAAGUCUUUUUCCGCUCUCUGUUCUUGAUAGCUGAAGGUCGGAGUGGGGCAUACAAAAUCCCAUCCCUUGAGUUCUGUUUCUGCUCAAGUGCCAUCUUCCCACACUUGUGUGAGAACCACCAUGCGUCUGUCCCAAUUUAAUGACUCAUUAUUAUUUAAAGUUCUUACAGGAAAGGAAUCCACAGGAAAUGUGGAUGUGCUCUCUAGGGAGUCUCCAAAGCAGAGCAGAGUUCAGUAGAGUGAAGACAGGGAGGGAGUCUAGAAUGGGGGGCAUCCUUUGGAUUAGAAUCAGAUAUUAGAGAAAGAAUGGCUAGGACGGUUCAGACCCUUGGGUACAUUAAGGAGCAUUGAGCCAGAGGGGUCUACAUACUAUAACAAGGCAAUAUUGACGUCUUGGAAGCUCAGCAGCAGGAGAAGCUGGGGCUAUUGUGCUCAAGAAUGCAAAUAUCCAAAGAACACUGAGCUUUGGCUAACUUAAUUGGUGCCUCUUGGGAGCCAUUGGGCUUGACCUUGUAAGGAGAUCAUCCACAACAGGCAUAAUAGUAGGAACUCCGAGCUGAAUUCCAUAGGAUACAGAUCUGGCUCUCUGCCUGCUUUCAUUCAGAGAGACACAUCUCCCAUGUGUACACAGACAUACACACAUACACACACACACAUACACACACAUACACACACACACACACACAUGCACGCACGCACGCACACACACACACAUACAUACAUACAUACAUACACACAUACACACACACACACACAUACAUACACCCAGGCACAUAUGAAUACACAUUAACACCCAAAUACACAGGCAUACAUGUACAGAUGUCAUCACGAGAACUGCCACAUCUCUGUCCCAACUGAAAGGCUUUUAGUUUAAAAGCCCUACAGGAAGUUUGCUAGUUUGUAAAUGCAGGAUUCAGGAGGACAUAGACAUAUACACAUCUACUCCAACACACACAUACUCAGAUGCACCUUGAUCUUUCAAGGUACAGCACUGAAUUCCAGAAAAGGAGGCUGUAGAUGUGGCUCAGUGGUGAAGAAUGUGUACUGAUCUUACAGAGGAAUCCCACGUUCGGUUCCCAGCAACCACAUUAGGCAGCUCACUACCACCUGUAACUCCAGCUGAAGGGAAUCCGUUGCUCUCAUCUUGACUUUGAGGGUACAUACAUGUACAUAUCCACCUCUCUGCCACACACCUUUACACAUACUUAAGGGUUUAAAAAUAAAUUUCAGAAAAGCUAUGUAAUAAAUCACAGAAGGAGCACUUAAUGGUUUCCUGCCACCGCUGUAUAUGCAAUCCCAUAUUAACAUUUCUAAAUGAAACCAUGAAAUAAACAUCAUAUCUAAAGUUGUAAAAGACAGAAGCCUGUAGGGUCUGUGCAUUGCACGAAAGCUAGAGCCAGUACCCAGUUCUGCAGCAGCAAGGGGCACUAACUAUGGCAGAGAAGGUAUGUUCCCUGACCUGGGUACCAAGUGAGUCGUGUUUGCUUUGCUAAGAGAGUGCCCUCUACUGCCCACAUUCCCACAUUCCUUUAUUGUGUAAAGUAGAUCCCAAGGGCCACCAACUUUCCUUAAGGGACUUUCCAUUAAGGCAGUUUCUUUCAAAAAGAUCUAUGCUAAUGUUUCAGGGUUUGCGAAGUUGGAGAAUCCAAAAAUACACACUUAAUUCACAGCAGUGUUCUCAGGGAAUACUGUAAGCAUCAUGUAGGGAGGAAAUGAAGAAACUCCAAGGGAAGUCGGGGCCUUCUGUGAUUUGUGCAGGGCCCUUCAGUGAGGUCUGUGUUGGAAGAAAAUACACACGAAGAUGAGAAAGAGUAGAGCAGUCAGCCAGUGUGGAGGGAGACAUGUGGGAGUUAUUCACAGGUGAGUGGAGCAGUCAGUCCCAGCCAGUUACAAGGACAGAAAAAAAAAUUCUAUGAGCUGUUUAUUCAGGGAGAAAGUGUUUUGUAUGCACCAUGUAGAAGUGCUGUGUAUGAGCUUUUGUACCCCAGAGAGGAAGCCAGUGACCCAGGUCAUUAGAAGCCUGGAUCCUUGUGAACCCUCAAGGAAGGAGCUUAGUGCAGACAACUACUUCUUACUUAUUGUCGAAGACAACAGAAAUAGCAUUUCUAUUGCAAUCAGAUGCCAUGGAUUUCUAGAAUUGUGACUCGGAGUUUAAAAUCAUGUCCUGCUAAAAUCUCAGUGUAUUAGUGAUGCUUUCUUUCAUAAUAAUAAAAUACCUAGUGAUUUUCCCA
Molecule: messenger RNA, 8802 nt
Organism: Mastomys coucha (southern multimammate mouse)
Lineage: Eukaryota; Metazoa; Chordata; Mammalia; Rodentia; Muridae
Gene: Adgrf5
Product: adhesion G protein-coupled receptor F5
Exons: 23
Coding region: 287-4435 (1382 amino acids)
Biological process (GO): G protein-coupled receptor signaling pathway; cell surface receptor signaling pathway
Cellular component (GO): membrane
Molecular function (GO): G protein-coupled receptor activity
Source: RefSeq, a predicted model, not a curated record